Pogona vitticeps (central bearded dragon) is the source of this 3888-nucleotide messenger RNA. Lineage: Eukaryota; Metazoa; Chordata; Lepidosauria; Squamata; Agamidae. The record is from RefSeq and is a predicted model, not a curated record.
AUGGACCAGAGUGGUGAGAGCUCCCACAUUAAGUUAGGGACGCAGCUGGUCAAUCCGCUGAAGAUGGAAAUAGGCGCUGCUGCUGCUCAUUUCAGCUUCUGCCAGAACCUUCUGGAACACACCGUGUCGGCUGAGAACCUCAAUUAUCGCCUACAGAGGAGCUCGGGUACCAGCCUAACUUGGCAUGACGGGCGAAGCCAGCGGUCGGCAGGCGGGAGAACCGUUAAACUCCUUCAACAACCAGGAACUGAAGGCUCCCAGGGCCGAUCCUACGACCACUACGGGAUCUACCACACCAGUCCGACGCUAGGCAGCCUUACCAAGCCGGUGGUGCUGUGGACGCAGCAGGAUGUGUGCAAAUGGCUCAAGAAACACUGCCCGCACAAUUAUCUCAUCUACGUGGAGGCCUUUUCUCAUCAUGCCAUCACAGGUCGGGCGCUCUUACGGCUGAACGCAGAGAAGCUGCAGCGCAUGGGGAUCAUCCAUGAGUCUCAGCGGCAGGAAGUCCUCCAGCAGGUGCUGCAGCUUCAGGUGCGGGAAGAAGUCCGCAACUUACAGCUCCUCAGCCAAGAGACCAGCUGCCCUCUGGCCGAGAAUCCGUGCCACACCAAGCAGCCUCCGCCGCCGGGCCUCGUGAAAAUCAGCCUCGUGGCCCCCGAUCACAGGGCGAAACUGUUCCCGUGACGAAAGCCAUGUUGGACUGGGAGCAGAGAGACCUCAGGUGGCUUUUCCCCCCCGGAAGUGGCCACAGGACAGUCGGUGGAGUCAGACAAGGUCUCCCGUCUCCAGUUGUCUAUAUUCCGAAUAAUGCGCCUCCCUUGUGUUUCAUGGGCUGGUCAGGGAGUGGCCUCAACCUGGCGUGGCUCACGAGGAAGAGGCCGAGCGACGGCCUUUGGUAUGAACGCAGCGGGUGACCUUGUUGGGCGAAGGAUUCUCUGCCUCAUCAGCGCGACGCCGACGGUGGCAGCAGUUACUUCGCAGCCAGGAGAAGAUUCGAACGGAGGACUUUCCAGUUGUAACUGUUACUCUAGCAUAAUUCUUUACUCUAGGAGUACCAGGCAUGGGGGGAUGAAAUAUCCAGGUGGCAUUACUAAAGCCUAACAGAAUGGCCAGAUUCUUUUGGAGGCGAUAAAGAGUACAAGGGGAGCCCUGGAAAUUGUCUCCCCCGAUGGGUCGCCCUCCGUGUACCGAACCGUGCACUAGUGAUCAUGCUAGACGAAGGAACUACUUGCACGGUUACCUUUGUGCAUGUGGUUUCUCACAAGGGGACUUGGGCGGUCGUCUGAUGCAACUCGGGCCCGUUGCACAAAUUAACAAUGCUGGUACCGCAGAGUGAAAAUCUUUGGACUAGAAUUCUCACAAUGUCCCAGCAUUCUGGGAGCUGUAGUCCAAGAAGGUCCAAUCUCCCAUCUCAAUACAUGAUAAGUAGGGAGAGCACUUUUGGAUCACAUCAAAGGUCCAGAAUCCUGUUUCCUGCUAUGGUUGGCUGACAAGCUGCAUGUCAUGGCAAAUGCACCCUUUCAGUUGUUCUGUGCCAUGAAUAGUAUCCAGAGGUGGACUGGUUUUGGUGCUGAAGGUAAAAAUGCCAUCAUUUUCAGAAUACGCACCGAUAGGCCUGGUCUCCAUGAAUUGGUUUUAUCCCCUUUGGAAGCUGUGCCACGUCAGCAACCAUCAGUACCUCUUGUGGCAAGGAGUUCCACUGGGUAAACUCUGUGCUGCAGGAAGAAACAUUCGGCCCUGAAUCUUAUACCACUCAGUUUCAGUAGAUAACCCUACUGGUUAACAGUGUGGUGAAAGAGAAGAAAUAAGUCUUCACUUUCCUCACAUAAUGCAGAAUUGUAAAUCUGUUUUUUGGAAUCCGGCUCUCAGAAUUCCCCUGGCAGCUAAGCUAUUCUGGGAGCUAUAAUCCCAAAACACACAUUUGUACACCCUUAUUUUAUAAUAAGUAUAGUUUUAAUUAAAAAGCCAUUGAUAAUAUCAUUAUACUGCGGUUACCUUACUUUCUUAGGAGUUCAGGAUCCCCCCUCCGCCGUCCUGCAGGUGACCCCCCAUGGUCCCUUCCAGCCUUCAUCUUCUAUGAUCUGAGAGAUCCACCGGAUCUUCCCAAAAUGUGUUGUUGGCUCCUUGAGGUAUGAUGGCCAGUCCUGAACACGCCUCUUGUGCAAAGCUUCUUGAACCAAACAAAGUCACAUCUGGCGUGGGUGCACCAUCCCCACCAAGUUACAGGAUUGCUCCUCCUGGCCCGACACUUUGGCUUGCGGUUCACGAUCCUGUCGGUGGCUCUGACUUGGAAACCAUUUAAAAGGGAUCAGAGACAUUCACGGAGGGCAUGAAGAGUUUCAGAACCCGUGCGCCUCUGGAAACAAGGCUGCGUAGCUCACGCCUCCAUGAGGACCGCUCCUCCGAGGCUGGCUGCCCUGGGAGACAGAAGGCUGGAGAGUAAUUGGAAAUUGGCAGCGUUACUUUAAAAAAAAAAUCACAACUUCCCAAAUGGGCAGCCAGCUUAGGAGAUGGGCUUACUCCCUCACACCUGGUCUGGACCAGAGCAUCGCUUCUGGUUACAGAAUGGGCACUGCCAGAUCCUCCCAGGCAUACCUAAUUAAAGAUGGAAACGGGCAUGUCUGUUUUAAAGGAGGGCGCAGAGAGUGGGGUGGGUGGAAGGUACACCAGGUAGGUGUAAGCCAUUCCUUUCCACACUGAGGCAUACAGUAGCUCCUUCCCUCUCUCCCCCCCCACCCGCUCAAGUGCUUCAGAGCGCCGGAGGUGAGCUGGCCUACUUAAGCAGCCGCCUGUGAAAGGCGGUGGGCAACGGAGAUGCUCGCUCUCAUCUCGCCUGGUGCUGAGCUGCUUUUUGCCCCCCAGGCUCCGUCCAAACCACUCGCCUGUGAAGAAACAAUGCUUUUGAUUAACUCCUCGGCAGCCCUCGCAGAGAAAUCUCACCGCCUGCGACCGGCAGGCGAUGAAGGCUUCUUACCAAGUGUCCAAAAUCAUUUCCCCCAAAGCCAUCAAUCCACCUUUGAGAGCGGCAGCUCCCCUCGAGGGUGGGUAGCUUUUGCCUUUCCAUCCCCUCUCUGGAGAGAACUAGAUUCUGCAAGAUCACGUUGCUUAAAGCGCCUGGAUUCUGGGAGACCUGGUUUUCAAACUCCCCAGGUAGGUAGAACGAUGGUUUGGCUCACCGCCAGGCAGCUCCCUGUAUUCCUAGAAAUUCGGGUUCUCCUGGUUUCUGACGGAGCAUCUGAUGCAUUCUGGCAAGCGGCGGAGUUCCAGAUGGCGGGCGAGGAGAUGGUAUUUUGUGAACUCCGGCCUCGCCUGAGACACCCUUUUAACUGGAGGUGCUUUGGGGAGAAUCCAGACCUUUCUUGCCGGGCUAAGCAUGCUGCCGUACCACUGACCUCAGCUCCCGAUAUCGAAGAGCAGCCAUGCGCAUAAGAAGUUGUCGGCCGAGAACACUGUUAAAACAAAGUGGACUACAAGCCCCUGUGAGCCACCCACCCCAAAAAAGGAGAAAGCAGCCCUGCCUUUUUAGUCACUUUACAUGGGGAAAAUGUGUCUCUCUCUGAUCAGUGGCGUGAAUGUUGGAGGAGGGUACGGACCGAACGGGAGCUUCCCUGAAUCUCUGGCUUGCUGCAAAUCCACAGGGUUCAUAUUUACAUCAUUCACCGCCCUUCACCUGCGUAGCCCCAUCUGGGUUCUUCAUUGUGCCAAAUUGGGGUAAAAUUAGCAAAUGAACUUUUGCAUCGAUUCUUGAGCCACUCGCUUGCAAAAUGUACUUAUACAGUAUUUGCAUUUGCUCCAUGCCUGUCAAGGGAUUGAUUUUAGGCCUCAGUGAUGCAUAUGAGGUGCAGCAACUGGCAGCUAGGCGCAUCCAGGACUCCGGAGUGUGACUUU